Messenger RNA from Myotis davidii, 2280 nucleotides. It is a transcript of the gene SNX21, whose product is annotated as sorting nexin family member 21. The record is from RefSeq and is a predicted model, not a curated record. Gene Ontology annotation, molecular function: protein binding; phosphatidylinositol phosphate binding. The annotation marks the transcript as partial. Gene Ontology annotation, biological process: protein transport. The transcript has 3 exons. NCBI's taxonomy places the organism in Eukaryota, Metazoa, Chordata, Mammalia, Chiroptera, Vespertilionidae. Gene Ontology annotation, cellular component: early endosome membrane.
GGAGAGGACGCAGAACAGAACCCCUCUCCCGAUGGGCAGCGGAGCAGUCAGCUCCUGGCACGGCAGUUGCAGGAUUUCUGGAAGAAGUCCCGGAACACCCUGGUGCCCCAGCGGCUGCUCUUCGAGGUGACCAGUGCCAACGUGGUCAAGGACCCCCCUUCCAAGUACGUGCUCUACACCCUCGCCGUGAUGGGGCCAGGGCCACCAGAUCACCAGCCAGCCCACAUCUCUCGCCGUUACUCAGACUUUGAGAGGUUGCACCGAAACCUGCAGCGGCAGUUCCGGGGCCCCAUGGCUGCCAUCUCCUUUCCCCGUAAGCGCCUGCGCCGGAAUUUCACUGCAGAGACCAUUGCCCGCCGCAGCCGGGCCUUUGAGCAGUUUUUGAGCCACCUGCAGGCAGUCCCCGAGCUGCGCCAUGCCCCAGACCUACAGGACUUCUUCGUGCUGCCGGAGCUGCGGAGGGCACAGAGUCUCACCUGCACUGGCCUCUACCGUGAGGCUCUGGCGUUCUGGGCCAAUGCCUGGCAGCUUCAGGCCCAGCUGGGCACCCUCUCCAGCCCAGAUCGCCCUCUGCUGACCCUGGCUGGGCUGGCUGUGUGCCACCAGGAGAUGGAGGACCCUGGGGAGGCCCGGGCAUGCUGUGAGAGGGCCCUUCAGCUGCUGGAGGACAAGAGUCCCCAUCCUUUGUUAGCACCCUUUCUGGAGGCCCAUGUCCGGCUCUCCUGGCGCCUGGGCCUGGAUAAACGCCAGUCAGAGGCGCGGCUCCAGGUCCUGCAGGAGGCAGGCCUGACCCCCACGCCACCCCCCAGUCUCAAAGAAUUGCUCAUCAAGGAGGUACUGGACUAAUCUUGCCUAGACUUAAGGUUACCCUGGGGAGAGGCACUGCCCCAGGAUGCAGCGGUGGGGGACCGAUGAGGGAUGAGGACCUGAACAGCAGCUGGGAGGCUGUAGGGGGUGUUGGGAACCCCUAGGAGUAACACAAAGAAUUUGUAGCAGACUGAGGAAAUGUGGCUCUUCUGUUGGGCUGGGCCCAGGAAAAGCUUUGGCUGGGGAUGUCUGGGACCUGGGAUGGUGCAGGGAGGAAGUCUGAUGCACUCUCUUCAGCAAAUGCACGGCUGGGGGCUGUGCCCCAGGCCAGGGUCAGUGUUCCCUUUUCCUUGGGCCUCCAAGUCAGUGAAGGAGACGAGUAAGGGCCAGGACUCGGGAGUCUUGGAGUUGAUGGCUGGCGGGAGGGCUGCAGUUCUGGCCCAGGGAAGAAAGGCCAGCAGGUCCAGUGGUAGCAGCCUCUUUAUUGGGUGAGGGACAAAGCCCAGCCCUCAACUGUAAUUCCUGCCUCGCCUCAGGAGUUGGGGGAGAAGGGAGAUCCUUGAAGCCCAGGCCAAGCUGGUACCUCUGGCUACAGCUUGCUCUCUGUGACCGGGGGCUUCACUCGGAUCACGCCCUCCUGGGCACAGGAUACAGCCAGCACCCCGUCCCGACGCCACAGCUGCCCACGGACCAGCCCCCGGGAGCCACCUGUGGGUGAGAAGGGUAAGAACAGCCUUCUCUCUCCUUUAGCACAGCCAAGCAGGCUUCUUAAGAAGGGUGCAGUCCAGGUUGGGCUGCCCCAGACAAGGGCACACUGCGUACUGUGCCCCUUUAUGAGCCUAACGUGUUCAGUCAUGGGGUAGCCAUGGGAACCCCCACAGAACAGUUUAAAAGCACUUUAUAUGUCCUCGGGCUUCCUCACAACCACAGAGUGGGAGUUCUGAGAACAGUCUCCAUCAGUAGCGUGGCUAAGCAGAUCUACCGGCCUCUGGCCACUUGUGUUAGGAAACCCAUCAGUUCUCUUUAUAAUAAAUCAAACCUGUCCCUCCAGGCUGGUAUUAUAUGAAAAGUACCCCAACCCCGAGGGGACAAAGGAGCUCAAGGGAGAGGACCUCUGGCCACCCCUUCCUCGCACCUGCAGAUUUCCUCUCCCUUGUCAGCCUCGGGCCUGAGUUGGUGCCGGUCCCUUCCAUGUAGUACAGCUCACUUAGUCCUCACAACAGCCAAGUGAAGAAGGGUUUGUCCCCUUUCCUAGAUGAUGAGCUUAAAAUUCAGAGAGGCGCAGGAACUUGGCCAUAAGAAUCAGGCCAAAACCAAGUAUCCUAACUUCAAGGUUGUUGAUCCUGUACUGUGAUGCUAUUGGUACUUUUUGUUUGUUGGUUAGUUUGCUUGUUUUGUUUAUUUUUGAUGCUAUUGGUACUUAAGAGUCCUCCUUCCCUGAGUAUAAAGAGCCCCUUAAGUUUUGUCUCUGUU